Molecule: messenger RNA, 3899 nt
Organism: Ipomoea triloba (trilobed morning glory)
Lineage: Eukaryota; Viridiplantae; Streptophyta; Magnoliopsida; Solanales; Convolvulaceae
Product: respiratory burst oxidase homolog protein A
Exons: 14
Coding region: 318-3173 (951 amino acids)
Cellular component (GO): plasma membrane
Molecular function (GO): peroxidase activity; NAD(P)H oxidase H2O2-forming activity; calcium ion binding
Source: RefSeq, a predicted model, not a curated record
GCAAAACCAUGAGCUGAGUCUGAGUUUGUCUCUGCAUUUCCAUUGUCGCUUUGCUCCCUGCUCUCACUUUCUCUCUGUGGACCUUUUCAUUCUCUCUCUAAUAAAAACUAUGAACCUCCACACUGACUCCUCGUAGGUCACUCCUUUUUCUCAGAUUCCGGACGCAUACGACGACGACGAAUUCAUAUCCCUUCAGAUUUCAGAUUUCAGAUUUCGCUCUCUCCUUCAGCUUCAUUCUUUGAUUUGUAUGAGCCACAAUUAGCUGGAUAGCAUUUCGAUCUUUGUUUUUGUUUUAAUUUUUAAUGUUUUUGGAUUAAAUGAGAGGAAUCGCAAAGCAUGAGCGGAGGUGGGCGUCGGACUCGGUCCCGGGCGAUCCGCCGGUCAUCGGGGGAUUUUCGUCGGAGACUGAGUCGGAGAACUCCUCCUCGGUCGCAGCGGAGGAAUACGUGGAGGUCACGCUCGACCUUCAGGAUGACGAUACCAUAAUUCUAAGGAGCGUGGAGCCGGCGACCGCCAUAAGCAUUGAUGAUCUCGUCGGCGGCGGAGGAAUGAUGAUCGAAGGUCCAGUGUCUGCUUCCGGCUCUGCGUCGACGUCUCGGUCGCCGACUAUACGGCGAAGCUCGUCGAACCGGAUUCUUCAGUUCUCUCAGGAGCUGAAAGCCGAGGCGGUGGCGAAAGCCAGGCAGUUCUCGCAAGAGCUCAAGGCGGAGCUGAAGAAAUUCUCGUGGAGUCAUGGUCAUGCGCCUCGCGCAUUCUCAUCGGCGUCCGGAACAACAAGCGGCAUGGAUUCCGCUCUAGCGGCUCGCCAGUUGCGUCGACAGCGCGCUCAGCUCGAUCGCACUCGUUCCGGCGCGCAAAAAGCGCUUCGUGGCCUCAGAUUCAUCAGCCACAACAAAGCCAAUGCAUGGAACGAAGUAGAGAGCAACUUUUACAAGCUGGCAAAAGACGGUUAUCUCUACCGCGCCGAUUUUGCGCAAUGCAUAGGAAUGAAGGACUCCAAGGAAUUCGCAUUAGAAAUGUUCGAUGCUUUAAGCAGAAGAAGAAGAUUGAAGGUGGAUAAGAUUAGCAAAGAGGAACUUUACGAGUAUUGGUCCCAAAUCACUGAUCAAAGCUUCGAUUCUCGUCUCCAGAUCUUCUUCGACAUGGUGGACAAGAAUGAAGAUGGUCGAAUUGCAGAGGAAGAAGUGAAAGAGAUCAUAAUGCUCAGCGCUUCAGCAAAUAAGUUAUCAAGAUUGAAGGAACAGGCAGAGGAGUAUGCAGCUUUGAUCAUGGAAGAGCUGGACCCAGAAAGACUUGGCUACAUUGAGCUAUGGCAGCUGGAAACACUACUUCUACAGAAGGACACAUACUUAAACUACAGUCAAGCACUGAGCUAUACGAGCCAAGCCUUGAGUCAAAACCUACAAGGCUUAAGAAAGAGGAACACAAUAAGAAGAAUGAGCACGAAAUUGCUCUAUUUCUACCAAGAGAACUGGAAGAGAAUCUGGGUUUUGACGUUGUGGAUAUUGAUAAUGAUCGGUUUGUUCAUCUGGAAAUUUUUGCAGUACAAACAGAAAAGCGCAUACAUAGUCAUGGGCUAUUGCCUCCUCACGGCUAAGGGCGCAGCUGAGACGCUAAAGUUCAACAUGGCACUCAUAUUAUUCCCCGUGUGCAGGAACACCAUAACGUGGCUGAGGUCCACCAAAUUGAGCCAUUUCAUACCCUUUGACGACAACAUCAACUUCCACAAGACCAUAGCAGCGGGAAUUGUGAUUGGUAUCAUACUCCAUGCUGGUAACCAUCUUGCAUGUGAUUUUCCAAGGCUUAUCAACGAAGCGGAUUCAGUUUAUAGCCGGCUUCUUGUAAAUGAUUUUGGAAAUAAUAAGCCCACUUAUGGAGACCUUGUUAAAGGACCUGAAGGCGUGACAGGAAUACUGAUGGUAAUCUUGAUGCUUAUUGCUUUUACACUUGCUACAAGAUGGUUCAGGCGAGGCCUUAUUAAGCUGCCCAAGCCUUUUGAUAGACUCACUGGAUUCAAUGCAUUUUGGUACUCUCACCACCUCUUUGUCAUUGUGUACAUACUGCUCAUCGUCCAUGGCAUGUUCCUCUAUCUUGUGCACAAAUGGUACAAGAAAACGACAUGGAUGUAUCUUGCAGUUCCUGUGCUCCUAUAUGCUGGGGAACGGACCCUGAGAUUCUUCAGGUCGGGCUUAUACACUGUCCGGCUUCUGAAAGUGGCAAUUUACCCGGGAAAUGUACUCACGUUGCAAAUGUCUAAACCUUCCCAAUUUCACUACAAAAGUGGGCAAUAUAUGUUCGUCCAGUGUCCAGCUGUUUCUCCAUUUGAAUGGCAUCCAUUUUCCAUUACUUCCGCUCCUGGGGAUGACUAUCUAAGUGUUCACAUCCGACAGCUGGGUGACUGGACACAAGAACUUAAGCGAGUAUUUUCUGAGGCUUGUGAAUGUCCAGAAGUUGGAAAGAGUGGCUUGCUGAGAGCUGAUGGAACAACUAAGAAGAGUUUGCCUAAGCUAUUAAUAGACGGACCUUAUGGAGCUCCAGCACAAGAUUACCAGAAAUAUGAUGUUCUACUACUGGUUGGUCUUGGCAUUGGAGCAACACCCUUUAUUAGUAUCCUGAAAGACUUACUCAACACCAUAGUAAAAAUGGAGGAGCAAGCAGAUUCAGCAUCAGAUCUUAGCAGGAACUCGGAUCUAAGUGUUGGAUCAAGUGAACAAAACUCUUCCAACAAAAUUUCUCCCCGACGGAAGAAAACUCUAAGAACUACUAAUGCAUAUUUCUAUUGGGUAACAAGGGAGCAAGGUUCUUUUGAUUGGUUCAAAGGUGUUAUGAAUGAAGUUGCAGAUCUUGAUCAAAGGGGGGUCAUUGAGAUGCACAACUACUUAACAAGUGUAUAUGAGGAAGGGGAUGCACGUUCAGCUCUCAUUACCAUGGUCCAGGCUCUGAACCACGCAAAGAAUGGUGUUGAUAUUGUAUCAGGCACUAGAGUAAGGACACACUUUGCAAGGCCUAAUUGGAAGAAAGUGUUUUCCAAGACCUGCACCAAGCAUGCUAAUGCAAGAAUAGGAGUUUUCUAUUGUGGAGUACCUGUAUUAGCCAAAGAACUCAGCCAACUUUGCAAAGAGUACAACCAAAAGGGCACAACCAGGUUUGAAUUCCACAAAGAACACUUCUAGGAGGCCAGGCCAGUAAAAGGAAGCAUUAUAAUCAAGUGCAGAUAGUCAUUUCUAACAGCAAAUUUUGCCACCACAAAUACAAUCACAUCAUUAGUAAUAUGAUCUGAUGCAAAUACACCCAGGAAGGUCAAACAGGGGAGUGAAAAAGUGUGCAGUAUUUUUGGGGGCUUGGAAUAAUUACUAGAUAUACAAGAGUAGAUUUUAGGCAUAUGUUUUAAUCUCCCAAUGAAGAGCCAAAAACUGGCCCUGAUUGGGAAUAUAAAUUCCGGUGGUAAAGCUAAAGGUUGCAGCAAGUGGGGCGGUGGAGCUUAGUGAUAAUAUCAGUUGGAGAAUGGUAAACAGCUAUAUAGCAAAGGGUUGACCUGCUUCAUAAUGAAAUAGACAGCAACGAUAGAGGCAGACACUGAGGCAUUGUGUAUAAUGAAAAGAUGAAUAGGGAGUAUUUUGAAAGGGGAAGGAUGAUAAAGACAGCGGGACAGCAUUAAUUUUAUGGUAGAGAUCGAUGAGUUAGUGGGGGGGAUCCAUCUAGAAGACCUGCGGAUGAUAAGUCCACCUUAUAUUUGUCUUUUUCUUUCCGGAAAUAAUAUAGUGUUUAUAUAAUUUACUCAUAGGAUAGCCCCAAUGGAAAGUACAUGUAACUGAUACUGAUGGGAAGCUUAUCUAUCUCCUUUACUACAAUACAAUUUGUUCAUAAUAUAUAAUUAAAGCAAGAAACAAUUUGGGCUC